This is a messenger RNA of Thalassophryne amazonica, 1607 nucleotides long. Its product is annotated as transcription factor IIIB 50 kDa subunit-like. NCBI's taxonomy places the organism in Eukaryota, Metazoa, Chordata, Actinopteri, Batrachoidiformes, Batrachoididae. The record is from RefSeq and is a predicted model, not a curated record. The transcript has 4 exons. Gene Ontology annotation, biological process: transcription initiation at RNA polymerase II promoter; transcription preinitiation complex assembly. Gene Ontology annotation, cellular component: transcription preinitiation complex; nucleus. Gene Ontology annotation, molecular function: RNA polymerase II general transcription initiation factor activity; TBP-class protein binding. Bases 90 to 1472 code for a protein of 460 amino acids.
CGUUGAACGUCAUUUGUUCGUUCAUUUGUUUGUAUUUCGGCUUUACAUUUCAGAUCUGUUGUGUUGGAUUUUAGGCGGUUUUUGGGAAAAUGUCUUCUGUGUCCUGCCCGAGCUGCGGCUCUUCGAACGUGGUGGACGAUGAGUUGUACUCGCAGCCGCAGGUGGUGUGCGCUGACUGCGGCUUCGUGCUGUCCGAGGGAGCGCUGGCUAACGAUCCGCUCGGAGGUUCUGAUGUGAGCUACAGACAGACUACAGCUGUGGUUAAAAAACCAUGUGUAAAUCUGAUAAAAGGUCUGCAGCGGGUCAGAGCCAUAUGUCGGAUUCUCAGGGUACACAGUGAAAUUGAGGAACUUUCACAGACUUAUUAUCAACAGUCGUAUCAGCACCAACAUUUCAUCAAAGUUGCUCUGCAGAAGAAAGAAGUUCUUACUGGAUGCUGUGUGCUCCUAAGCUGCAGGUUACGCAACUGGCCCAUCACCAUGGGAACCAUCAGUUACCUUGUAGAGGCUGACCCGAUGGUGGUCGGGGGAAUUUAUCAAGAAAUGGUUGAGAUUCUAAAGGUUGAGACUCCGAUAGUCAACAUUACUGAUGAAAUGGAGGGUUACUGCCAAGAGUAUAAAAUUACCUCCUCUCACGUUCCUGAAGACUUGGCUGAGAACCACAAGGAUUUGACAAAGCGUGCUGUGGCCCUGGUGGAGCUUGCCGCAGACACCUGGAUUGUGACCGGCCGCAAACCCGUCCCCAUCAUGAUGGCGUCCAUCUUUUUGUCCUGGCAGUCCUUGAGGCCCACCAGGAAGCGCCUCAGAUUUUCAUUGGAAAAAUUCUGUAAGCUUGCCAAGGUGAAAAACCUCAGGCCGACUUUGAAACGAGUAGCUGAGUUGAAGGAGGUGCUGUGUAAGCUGGGACGGGAGCUGCCCUGGGUCAGAGAUGCAGUGACACCAGAUAAUGUUGCUCUGCAAGUGGAGGAUAUUCUAAACCACAGGUACGCCUUGUUCAGGAGUGCACUCCGAACUCACGAGAACGCGCUGCUGACAGAGCAGGGGGGCUGUGACGACUUGUUGCUUGACCGCCAGGCUGGCGCAGAGGCAGCUGCAGCUGCUCGCGUCUCUGGGUUUGACAGUCAGACUCCAAACACGUCCUGUGUAGAAGCAAGUGUGCAAGAUUCCAAAAAGGCAGAGAGAGCAGGAGAUGCGGCUGCUAAUUCAUGCACGACGCCUGAUCUUCACAGUAGCACAGGAACACCUGAGAACCACGAUCAGCACCCAAACUGGGGUAAGAGAGUGCUGUUUGCUCCCCCGUGCGUGACUCAUCCUAAGAAGAGGAGAGUUCAGAGGUCAGAACCCAGUGAUGUUACCGGUGAUGAGGAAAUCUCAGACAGUGAGAUUGACUCGUAUCUACGCACUCCUCAAGAAGCUCAAGUCUUCGCGCUGUCGCAGAAGGUCUUGUGUUCAUCUCGGAAUGAAGAAGAAUGACGAUGAGAACGAGGCCCAGUUGGUCAGGGCUUCUUUAGGAUGUGAAUAUGUUGACCAACCAGAUUGUCCCUUUAAAUGUUAUAUUUCAGACCUGUUCUAAUACAGACAUCAUUCAUUUUCAUGUGCAAAUGUAUA